Molecule: messenger RNA, 315 nt
Organism: Closterium sp. Naga37s-1
Lineage: Eukaryota; Viridiplantae; Streptophyta; Zygnematophyceae; Desmidiales; Closteriaceae
Source: the annotation of a GenBank genome assembly
AUGCAGCGCGCCGCGCGGGUAGCGCGCCCCGCGGGUAGCGCGCCCCGCAGGCGGCGCGCCCCGCGGGCGGCCCAUCGGCGUGAGCGUGAGGAGCAGGUGCUGUUGGAGAGGGAGCGGCAGGAGUUGCGGCAGUUGGACCUGCUGGAGCAGCAGCAGCAGCAGCAGCAGCAGCAGCAGCAGCAGCAGCAGCAGCAGCAGCAGCAGCAGCAGCAGCAGCAACAGCAGCAGCAGCAGCAGCAGCAGCAGCAGCAGCAGCAGCAGCAGCAGCAGCAGCAGCAGCAGCAGCAGCAGCAGCAGCAGCAGCCGCAGCAGUAG